AUGAAAAUGGAUAGUAAUUAGAAGUUUGAGAAGAAGCAAAAGAUUAUAGGUAAUAAUCUAUAAUAUAUAAUAUUUUAAGCGCUUUAUCAAGAUAUACAUAAUUAGGCAGAUAUAUUUAAAUGGAAAUAAAGAAGGAUAAAGGCAGAUUAAUGUAAAUAUAUAUUAAAUUUAGAUUAUUAUAUAUAGAAGAGAAGGAAACUAUAAUGA
Paramecium primaurelia is the source of this 207-nucleotide messenger RNA. The record is from the annotation of a GenBank genome assembly. NCBI's taxonomy places the organism in Eukaryota, Ciliophora, Oligohymenophorea, Peniculida, Parameciidae.